Messenger RNA from Fonsecaea nubica, 3501 nucleotides. RefSeq names its product 2-isopropylmalate synthase. The transcript is spliced from 9 exons. Gene Ontology annotation, cellular component: mitochondrion. The record is from RefSeq and is a predicted model, not a curated record. Gene Ontology annotation, biological process: L-leucine biosynthetic process. Gene Ontology annotation, molecular function: 2-isopropylmalate synthase activity. Bases 1 to 3501 code for a protein of 1166 amino acids. NCBI's taxonomy places the organism in Eukaryota, Fungi, Ascomycota, Eurotiomycetes, Chaetothyriales, Herpotrichiellaceae.
AUGAGGUACCAGAAUUGGGACGUGCUCCUCUUCCCUGGUGACUCAAGGACUCCCAUACAGGAAUUCAACACCAAAUGCUUCGUGCUGAGGCAGAACGUGGAUAUCUCCUCGAGUGAUGCCACCGUUGAGAAAUAUCCCAACAAUUUCGAGUCGAUGACACUGGUUCCCAUCCUCACCUCCUUCAUUGCUAGUCUCGAGCGUGGCGCGGCAUUCCGAAUUUCAAUUCACAGCUGGGAUAAACCAACCCCAUCUCACCUCUUGCUCAGCUACAAGACCCCCGAAGAAGCAAUUCUGUUUGAAGCACGAGUGUACAUUGACGGAGUUCUCGUUGCUCAACGUGCAUUCGACGAAAAUGUGUGGCCGGAAGUCAUUGGUAUGAAGAAUAUCCCCACCCUGACGCAAACCUAUUUGGCUAAUGGCGCUCAACCCGGUUGGGAUCACAGCGAGCUCAUGGGUCGAAUCAGGGUUGUAAUCUCAGAAGGGGUUGUGAGAGACAAUACUCCCCCGGCUGCCUCCGCUACCAGGUUUGAUCGCCUGCGAGAUGUCGUUGCCUUCUCCUUUCAGCAUGCCCCUCAAGACAUCCUCGAGUACUCGGGAAUCGCAUGGCCAAGCUUCAAAAUGUUCCAAAAGCUGCCCAGCAAACCGUCGCGGCCUGGACCGAUCGGCUCUCGAGUCUCUGGUAUUUCGGGCCACGAAGCUCAUUCGCAUUCGCCACAGCGGUUACCUCCAAUAGCGUCGCGAAGUAAAAGGCUGUCGACGAAUGAAAAUUAUCAAAACUUGUUGGAAUCACAGAAGCAUUCAGAAGCCCAGCUCGAUUCGGUCAGGAAAGUCCCCAAUGUUGGUGUCUUGAAGAGCCAGUCCCCUGAAAGCCAGAUUCCCAUAAAGCUUAUGGCGCAAGAUGAUGACCCGUUCACCUCCUCGCAUCAGACCCCUACGGCGAUACAGCAGUGGCGGCUACAACUGAGGUCAACCAGUCACGACGUCUCCAUGCCUGAUUACGCGUCCAGCAAGACCGAUCGCAGCGUCGUCAAUACCGAGAUGUCCGGGGUCAGCGUCCCGCGAGCCAACUUUUUGAAGCACAUGAAUGAGGCCAACCCUGAAGAAAUUCUCCAAGCUCUAAGUCCUGCUCGUCAAGAACAAUUAUUCAAGGCCCUCAGCGCAUCACAUAGUCCAGUGGCCGGUACAGGCACUCAGCCACCAGCAAACACUCCUCGGACCACCAACAAUUUCAACACUCCGAGAGUCAUGCAUUCUGGCGGUGCCAACGCUGCCGCGACGGCAAGAAUCUGGCAGGAACCACGGCAGCGACGCCGGACAUGUUCGCUAGCUAGUUCCAGAAGCACUUCAGAGCCAGUGGCGCAGCUGAUCAAAGAACAGACCAGUCCGCGACUGCCCCGGGGACCGAAGAUCGGCCUCGAAUGGCUCAAAGCGCAAGCGGUGCUCAACCUCUCCGGGAUUGAGCUUGGGCUUCGAGAGCCCUGGAAAAAAUACCGCAAGUUCAAGCCUCUUGACUUGCCUAACCGACAAUGGCCCUCGCGGACCAACGACAAGCCUCCUCGGUGGCUGGCCACUGAUUUACGAGACGGCAAUCAAAGCCUUGUUGAUCCGAUGGAUGGUGAACAAAAACUGCGCUUCUUCAAGAUGCUUGUUGAGCUGGGUUACAAGGAAAUCGAGGUCUCGUUCCCUUCCGCUUCGCAAACCGACUACGACUUUACAAGAUACCUGAUCGAAACCCCCGGCGUGGUCCCCGACGACGUUUGGGUGCAGGUUCUGUCACCCUGCCGCGAGGACUUCAUCCGGCGGACUGUGGAGUCUGUAAGAGGAGCCAAAAAGGCCAUUUUACACUUAUAUCUUGCUACCAGCGAAUGCUUCCGCAGAAUUGUGUUUGGCAUGACUGAGGACGAGACUCUUGCCCUGGCUGUCAAGUGUACCAAGUUUGCGAGAUCCAUUACGAAGGACGAUCCCAGCCACGCAGGUACAGAAUGGCUCUACGAAUUCAGCCCCGAGACCUUCUCAGAUACAUCGCCCGAGUUUGCGGUACGAGUGUGCGAGGCGGUAAAAGAAGCGUGGGGGCCGACCGAAGACAGUAAAUUGAUUUUCAACCUCCCCGCCACGGUGGAAAUGGCCACGCCGAAUAUAUUCGCGGACCAGAUCGAAUACUUUUGCACCCACAUGACCGAGCGUGAGAAAUUUUGUGUCUCGGUGCAUCCUCACAACGACCGAGGCUGUGCUGUAGCAGCUGCAGAGCUGGCUCAGAUGGCGGGUGCUGAAAGAGUCGAAGGCACUCUGUUCGGCAAUGGGGAACGAACCGGGAAUGUUGAUCUCGUUACCCUGGCUCUGAAUCUGUAUACGCAAGGUGUCUGGCCCAAUGUCGAUUUCAGUGACAUCAACAAAGUCAUCCGUGUCUGUGAAGAAUCAACAAAGAUACCCGUCAACGAGCGGUGGCCAUAUGGUGGCCAGUUAGUUGUUUGUGCCUUCAGCGGCUCACACCAAGAUGCUAUCAAGAAGGGAUUUCAACUUCGCAAAAAGGAAGGUCGUGGUGCUGAGGAUCCAUGGGAACUGCCCUACCUGCCACUCGAUCCUCAGGAUAUCGGACGUACGUACGAAGCCGUCAUCAGAGUCAACUCGCAGUCUGGUAAAGGGGGUGUUGCCUGGAUUAUCCAACGCAGCUUGGAACUGGACCUGCCCCGCGGGUUGCAGAUCGCAUUCAGCAAGAUUGUGCAAAAAGAAGCCGAUGCCAAAGGUCGAGAGUUGCUUCCUCGAGAAAUCCAGGCCCUGUUUGAAGAAUCGUAUCAUCUCAAGAAGAAUCCGCGAUUUACUCUCAUCGACUACAACAUCACAGCUGUUCGGACUCCCUCACCAGCGCCCCAGACGAAGAUCUCGGCAGGCCAGCCACCCCAGACAGCGGCGCCGGCCCAAAAUACCUCGACUGCCAAACGACAGUUUGCAGGUAUCAUUGCCAUUGAUGGAGUUCAGCACCCGAUCGUGGGGGUGGGCAAUGGUGCCAUUUCCUCCCUCGCUAAUGCUUUACAUUCCUUGGGAAUUGAUCUUGAUGUGGCGGAUUACAAGGAGCACGCCAUUGGUGAAGGGAGAGAAGUGAAAGCUGCGACGUAUAUAGAGUGUACGGCAAGCAACUCGAACGAGAAAGUAUGGGGAGUUGGGAUACAUGAAGAUGUGGUCCAGGCAUCCUUGAUCGCGUUGUUGAGUGCAGCAAGCUCGUUCUUGACAUCGCGGGUUUCCACGCCGGUCCCUUUUAAACCCAAGCACCUGAGGCAGUUUUCUGAAGCGGAACUCGAAGCUUUGGAGCGUCUAAAUCUGAACAAUGGCUCCGACGGCCCCAACAGCCCAUUGAGAUCGUCCGUGACUGCAACAGAAGGAGGUGUUACACCGUCUAAAUUGAACAAGGAGACGAAUCCGAGCAGCGUCGCCGCGAAAAAGAUUGACAUCGACUUGCUGGAACAGAAGGCUGAGUCUGUGAAUGGGCACGUCGCCGAAUCCUAG